CGGUUGUUCUGCUUGGUAGUCGACUUUUUCCUCGUUUUCUGCCGAUUCCCAAACUCCAGCAGAGCACAGCCACAUUGGUUCAUCAGCAACCAUGGCCGACGAUGGCAUGCUCCUGAACUUUGAGCUUGGCGAUGCUCCACUGAAGAGCCAAGUCAAGUUUAAAGGCGGCCGCUGGAGGGACCGCGUCAAGGCCCAGAGGAGCGCCAAAAAGUUGCUGCAAAAUGGGUCGACCCAGCCAAAACGCACCACCGGUGACUUCGACUCGAGCAGACCGGUGAAGCGACCGCGGAUUGAGGAUGGCGACUCGUCCAGACACUCCAAGAUGGCCAAGACGGCUGAUGCAAGCAGCAAGGCGCCCAGUCAUGCCAUGAAGACGGGCCAAAUAUCGUCCAGUCUCUUCACGUCAAAUCCAGUUGCCGUCACCGACUUUGCCCAGGCCCAGGUCGAGGAUGUAGAACCGGUGAAGGCCUCGAACGCACCGUUGUCCGAAGAAGCCGAGAACUUCCACACCCUGGGUCUGUCGCGGCGUGUCGCCCAACAUUUGGCAACCAAGCUCGACAUGAAAGCCCCGACAGCGAUCCAGAAAAACACCGUACCGCACCUGAUCAAAGAGGACAGCGACGCCUUCUUGCAGGCCGAGACAGGCUCAGGAAAGACGCUGGCAUACCUCUUGCCCAUAGUCCACAGGAUCAUGGCUCUGAGCUUCAACGAGGAUGGAACGCCCAAGGCCACAAAGGUUCACCGAAACUCUGGCUUGUUCGCCAUCAUCCUGGCGCCCACGCGCGAGCUGUGCAAGCAAAUAUCCGUCGUUCUGGAGAAGCUGUUGCGGUGCGCCCCAUGGCUGGUCUGCACAACCGUUAUUGGAGGCGAGAGCAAGCAUUCGGAGAAGGCACGCAUACGGAAAGGCGUCAACAUUUUGAUUGCCACGCCAGGUCGUCUGGCAGAUCAUCUCGACAACACAAAGGUUCUGAAUGUCGGCACGGUGCGAUGGCUGGUGUUGGACGAAGGCGACCGCAUGAUGGAAAUGGGAUUCGAGGAGGACAUCCGGACGAUUGUUGGGAAGAUCAGGGCAGAUAAACUGCAAAAAGAGAAUGCCGAGGGCGUUGUGCUAGACGGCAUUCUACCCUCCAGGAGAGUAACCGUGCUCUGCUCGGCGACCAUGAAGAUGAAUGUGCAGAAGCUGGGUGAGAUCAGUUUGGAGGACGCCGUGCACAUCACGGCAUCCAAGUCUGAGAUGGAACAGGAUGCCGCAGCCGGAAACGAAACCGUCUUCGCCGCCCCGUCGCAGCUGAAGCAAUCCUGCAUUAUCGUGCCAGCUAAACUGCGGCUGGUGACGCUAAUCGCGUUGCUAAAGUCGACAUUCGCGAGGAAAGGCUCCGUCAUGAAGGCCAUCAUCUUCAUCUCGUGCGCCGAUUCCGUCGACUUCCAUUACGAACUGCUCAAGGACACCAAGACCCCAGAGCCGCCCACUCCCGAGUUUUCACCAACCAAACCGGAGCGCAGCCCGCACACGGAUUCGACUGUCGCUCCUGCUGCCUACAUUACAUCCCCUGCAAACCCGAGGGUGGUACUCCAUAAGCUCCAUGGCUCGCUCGCACAGCCAGUGCGCUCCGCAACACUGGAAUCCUUCUCCAAAUGCAAGGACCCAGCUGUUCUCAUCACCACCGACAUCUCGUCCCGCGGUCUCGACGUCCCGGCAGUGGACCUCGUCAUCGAGUACGACCCAGCCUUUGCCGUCCCCGACCACGUCCACCGCAUCGGCCGCACAGCCCGCGCCGGUCGUCCCGGCAAGGCAGUCCUCUUCCUCCUCCCCGGCUGCGAAGAGGGCUACACCUCGAUCCUCCCCGCCUCCACGCCCAUCACCCCGCAACUUUACGAAUCGGUGCUGCAAAAGGGCCUCGCGACGCCAGUCAACCUCCUCUCCUCGCAGACAAAGACGACCGCCGACGGGACAGAAAAGCAAACGUGGAGCUCCCGCGCCGAAGCGCUCCAGCUCCACAUCGAGCAAAGACUCCUCGCGAAGCCUGCUGAGGAAUCAACAGAAGACGGAAGUGCUGCUGCUGCUUCUUCCAACAAAGGCAAGGGUAGCAAGCCGAAACACCACCAACAAAAGGCCAGCAGACCCAAACCCGUCAACAACCUGCUGCUCGACGCCGCCCGCCAGGCUUUCCGGUCUCACAUCCGCGCCUAUGCCACACAUGUCAGGGAAGAGCGCGUGUAUUUUGACAUUACGCAGCUUCAUCUGGGCCAUCUGGCCAAGGCGUUUGGUCUGCGGGAGACGCCGGGGGGCAUUGGUGGGGGUCUGUCGCGGAGGGCGCACAAGGGCGGUGCUGCGGAGAAGAAGGUUAAGGUCUCCAGUGCAGGGAAGGUUAGCACUAGUGGUGGUGGUGGCGGUGGUGGUGACGGUGGUGGUAGUGGUGGUAGGAGGGAUGGGGAUGAUGAUGACGAUGGGGUGGGUGCGGUAGAUGAGGGCGCUGCGAGGCGGAUGAAGGAGAAGAUGAGGAUGGUUAUGAAUGCGGCGAGCGAGUUCAAUCUUGGGUGAAGGUGGUUGUUGCCUUGACAUGAUGCGGUGGGGUUGGUGGUUGAGGAGUAGGUCUGAAUAUACCCCUGUUGGAGGUGUUGCAAAUUUGAUGGAGUGGGAAUUUAGCAAGCCUCCAGGUUCUUGUGCAUAUGUUGUACGCUGCAUCAAUGCAAUGGUUUUCGCUCA
This is a messenger RNA of Parathielavia appendiculata, 2707 nucleotides long. Its product is annotated as P-loop containing nucleoside triphosphate hydrolase protein. Gene Ontology annotation, biological process: ribosome biogenesis. Gene Ontology annotation, molecular function: nucleic acid binding; ATP binding. Gene Ontology annotation, cellular component: nucleus. The transcript has a single exon. The coding region runs from base 92 to 2542 and encodes 816 amino acids. The record is from RefSeq and is a predicted model, not a curated record. NCBI's taxonomy places the organism in Eukaryota, Fungi, Ascomycota, Sordariomycetes, Sordariales, Chaetomiaceae.